AUGGGGAAGGAUUCGAAGACUGUCAGCGAGCGUGACGGUGUCACUGCAACUAUUAAGCUGAGCGGCCCAUUGAUCUGUCCCGAGAAGAAUACAGCCCCGAUCGACACAUCAAGAUGGCCUCUUUUAUUGAAGAAUUACGACAAAAUGAACAUCAGAACGGGCCAUUACACUCCUCUACCCCAUGGGUGUUCUCCCUUAAAUAGGCCCUUGAAUGAGUACCUCCAAUACGGCGUCAUUAACUUGGAUAAGCCAGCGAAUCCCUCAUCCCAUGAGGUGGUUUCAUGGGUGAAGAAAAUUCUUCGAUGCGACAAAACAGGCCAUAGCGGCACUUUGGACCCUAAAGUGACUGGUUGCUUGCUCGUUUGUCUGAAUCGAGCGACUCGACUGGUGAAAUCUCAACAGAGCGCUGGAAAGGAAUAUGUUUGUAUCGUUCGAUUCCAUGAUGCUCCUGAAAGUCGCGCAAAAGUGAUGAGGGGACUUGAAACCUUGACUGGGGCUCUUUUCCAGCGUCCUCCUGUAAUGGCCGCCGUGAAACGACAGCUUCGUAUUCGAACUAUUUAUGAAUCGAAACUGCUUGAUUACGAUGAGAAGCGCAAGAUGGCUGUCUUUUGGGUCAGUUGCGAAGCGGGCACUUACAUUCGAACCUUAUGUGUCCAUCUCGGUUUACUCCUUGGAACUGGAGCACACAUGCAAGAACUUCGUCGGGUUCGUAGUGGAAUUUUAACUGAAAGGGAUUGUUUGGUUUCAAUGCACGAUGUUCUGGAUGCCCAAUACAUGUUUGAUCAUAUGGGGGAUGAAACUUAUUUAAGGAGAACGAUUUUCCCUCUAGAGCUUCUGCUGACGACCUACCCUCGGAUUGUUGUCAAAGAUAGCUGUGUGAAUGCGAUCACUUAUGGAGCGAAGUUGAUGAUUCCUGGUGUUCUUCGGUUUGACAAUGGAAUUGAAAAUGGAAAAGAAAUUGUCAUGAUGACAACAAAAGGAGAGGCGAUAGCAUUAGGAAUAGCCCAAAUGACGACCGCCGUGAUUGCGUCUGUUGAUCAUGGAAUCGUUGCUAUUAUCAAACGAGUUGUUAUGGAGCGUGAUACCUACAACUUAAGAUGGGGAUACGGACCUCGUGCGUCAGAGAAGAAGAAAAUGAUUGUGGCUGGCCUUCUGGACAAGAAGGGAAAGCCAAAUGAGAAAACUCCGAAGAGUUGGCUGCAGUCUGAGGGAUUUCUGCCAACAUUAACAGGAUCACAACCUGUCGAAGUGAAAGUGCAGGAAGUCAAGGAGGAAGUUGAUGAGAAGGAGGACGUCACUGAAAUGCCUUCUAAGAAGAAGAAAGAAAAAAGAAAGAGAGAUGAUGAGGACGGAACAGGUAAGACGGUAUCUAGAGCCUUCGGUUGGUCACUCGAGUGUUGUUCGCUUGCAGAGAAAAAGAAAAAGAAACACAAGACUUCUGGUGAUGAGUAA
Molecule: messenger RNA, 1452 nt
Organism: Condylostylus longicornis
Lineage: Eukaryota; Metazoa; Arthropoda; Insecta; Diptera; Dolichopodidae
Product: putative H/ACA ribonucleoprotein complex subunit 4
Exons: 7
Coding region: 1-1452 (483 amino acids)
Biological process (GO): snRNA pseudouridine synthesis; mRNA pseudouridine synthesis; box H/ACA sno(s)RNA 3'-end processing
Cellular component (GO): box H/ACA snoRNP complex
Molecular function (GO): pseudouridine synthase activity; RNA binding
Source: RefSeq, a predicted model, not a curated record